UAUAAUCAUUUUUUAAUAAAAUGAUUUCAACAGUCGUAAAUGUCUGUUGGAUUCCGCUCGCGGGUUUCAUAUCAUUUUUAAUCUUCUUGUCGGCAAUCAACAAAUCUGUCGGCGUUCGGAAGGCAUAUGUAAACUUGCUUUUAAGGAUAUUCGAGUAUGGUAGAGUUAGUAUUGAAACGGCAUCACAGGAGCAAAGACAGUUGGAGGAUAGGUCUACAAAAACAGCGGAUGCGCCUAAACUUGAUGAUACAUCAACAAAUGGAGCCACUGUGAUAACAAGAGAUGCAAUCCUUCUUCCACAGCCACAAGACGCACCUGUAGAGAACGUCUCAUCCACAAAAAAGGACAAGGAGGAUAUAAACUUUGAUUUCGAAAAAUGUCUAGACUAUUUGAAAUCGGGUGUAGAGGCUAUCAUCGAGGAUGACGUAACAUCACGUUUUGAGGCUGAGGAGCUUAAAAGUUGGAAUAUGCUGACACGCACUAAUCGACAUUACGAAUUUAUAUCAUGGAAAAUCACACUCAUAUGGAUGGUUGGCUUCGUCGUGCGGUAUUUCAUUUUAAUGCCACUUCGAGUCUUAGUCUGCUUUCUUGGUGUUUUAUUUGCAGUUAUUACAAACAGUUUUGUGGCUUUAAUACCUUACCGGUUUUUGCGGCACCCUUUAGCGGAUUUAUCGUUUAAAAUAACAUUCCGCCUUAUAUCAAGUUCUCUAUCAGCCCUUAUAAAAUUUCAUAAUAAACAGUAUAAGCCUUCAACUUCUGGGUUCUGUGUAGCAAAUCAUACUUCCCCAUUGGAUGUGGCAAUAUUAUCAACAGACUGUACAUUUUCUUUGGUAGUGUGGUUAACAGUAUGUACAGCCGCUGUGGGAUAUCUAAAGGACGGACAGAAAAAGCGAGAUAUUGUAAAUAGAGUUCUCAGGCAGUGCUUUGGUGUCCUGUCCAGUGCUAUUUCGGCUGUCAUAACUUACCAUAAUGAAGAAAAUCGCCCAUCAUCUGGUAUUUGUGUGGCAAAUCAUACAAGCCCCAUCGAUGUACUCGUCCUAAUGUGCGACACCACAUAUUCUCUGAUUGGCCAAAGGCAUGGUGGAUUUCUUGGUGUACUCCAAAGGGCUCUUGCAAGAGCUUCCCCACACAUUUGGUUUGAAAGAGGAGAAGCCAAAGAUCGUCAUACUGUCGCCGAGCGAUUAAGGCAGCAUGUAUCCGAUCCUAAUAACCCGCCAAUUUUAAUUUUCCCAGAGGGAACUUGCAUAAAUAACACAUCAGUUAUGCAAUUUAAAAAAGGUAGCUUUGAAGUUGGUGGAGUUAUCUAUCCAGUGGCAAUAAAGUAUGAUCCAAGAUUUGGCGACGCUUUUUGGAAUAGCGCAAAGUAUUCAAUGAUGCAAUACUUGUACAUGAUGAUGACCUCAUGGGCCAUAGUUUGUGAUGUUUGGUAUCUUCCACCGAUGUAUCGGCAAGAUGGAGAAUCUGCUAUAGAUUUUGCAAAUCGUGUUAAGAGCGUUAUUGCAAAACAAGGUGGACUCAUUGAUUUGGUGUGGGAUGGACAACUGAAGAGGAUGAAGCCAAAGAAAGAGUGGAAAGAAAUACAGCAAGUUGAAUUUGCGAAUCGGUUAAAAUCCGAUUGACACUGAUUUCAUAAACGGCAUUAUUCGAUGUGUAGUUGUCAUAUAAUAAAAUCCACUGAUAUAAAUAUAAUAAUCAAAUCCAA
Scaptodrosophila lebanonensis is the source of this 1702-nucleotide messenger RNA. RefSeq names its product glycerol-3-phosphate acyltransferase 3-like (gene Gpat4). The coding region runs from base 21 to 1619 and encodes 532 amino acids. The transcript is spliced from 7 exons. The record is from RefSeq and is a predicted model, not a curated record. Lineage: Eukaryota; Metazoa; Arthropoda; Insecta; Diptera; Drosophilidae. Gene Ontology annotation, biological process: triglyceride biosynthetic process. Gene Ontology annotation, cellular component: endoplasmic reticulum. Gene Ontology annotation, molecular function: glycerol-3-phosphate O-acyltransferase activity.